Molecule: messenger RNA, 1500 nt
Organism: Tricharina praecox
Lineage: Eukaryota; Fungi; Ascomycota; Pezizomycetes; Pezizales; Pyronemataceae
Product: DExH-box splicing factor binding site-domain-containing protein
Exons: 1
Coding region: 1-1500 (499 amino acids)
Biological process (GO): mRNA splicing, via spliceosome
Cellular component (GO): spliceosomal complex
Source: RefSeq, a predicted model, not a curated record
AUGACCUCGACGGCCCCCGCACCAAAGUCGAAACCAUUCUCGCUCUCCCUCGGGGGCUCAAAGCUCCCUCCCUCCUCCGCCGCCACCUCCUCCUCCGCCGCCACCUCCUCCUCCGCCGCCGCCGCCGCUGCAGGGACGAAACGUCGACUCGCGGCCACGUUCGGCAGCGACAGCGACUCCGACUCCGACCAUGGCCACAAUGGCAAGCACGGGCGCAGCAGCAAAGUCCAGCUCGUCAGCGGCUUUGGCGGCGCACCCGAGCAGGAGAAAGAGAAGGCGGCCCCGAUGGUCAUACCGAAGCUGGCGAAUAGGGACUGGAAGAAGGAGGCGGAGAUGAGGCGCGGUGGGCGCAGUGGGAAGAGAAGGGGGGGGGGGAAGGAGUUGUAUGUGCCCGAGGAGGCGCUGCAUCGUGCUGCUGUGGCGAGGGGGGAGGCGAAUGGGGAGGGGGAGGGCGAGGGGAAGGGGGGGGAGAGGGUGGAGGCGAAGGAGGUCGAGAAUACGGGCAAGGGGGAGACGUAUGGGCUUAAGACUUUUGAGAGGAAGGUUGUUGAGGAGGGGGUGGAGGGAGUGGAGGGUGGUGAGGCGGAGGAGGAGAAGAAGGAGAUCACGGAAGACGAGCGCGCGAUCGCGGCACUGAUGGGCGCGACACCGUCCGGCAGCGACAUGGUGAUUGCGCACACCUCGGACACGUCUACAUGGCGGGACGCCGGCAACGGCGGGGGCGGGGGUGGCAACGAAGACGACGCGUACCGGGCGGACGUAGACUCGCGACCAGACGUGCCGUCGCUGGCGGACUACGCGGCGGUGCCGGUCGAGGAGUUUGGAGCUGCGCUGCUGCGCGGGAUGGGGUGGAAGGGCGGCGAGCAGCUGGGCGGGAAUCGGGGGAAGGACAGGGACAAGAGUGGCAAGCUGCGCCUGCUGGAGAAGCGCCCGGCGUUCCUCGGCAUCGGCGCGAAACCUAUGACCGAGAUUCCCGAGCUCGGCGCCUGGGGGAAGGGCGAUAAGAAGAAGGGAGGCAGGAGGCCCGAUACUACGUAUAUCCCCGUCGUCAAGGUCGAUAAGAGGACUGGCAAGGCUGUUGCGGCGUUGGGGGAGGGUGAGGAGAAGGAGAAGGCGGUCGCCGGGAAGCGCGACGAGGAGAGGAGGAUUACGGAUGGCAGCUCGAGGGGUGCUAAGGACGAUGGCAGGGACGCGAGGAGGAGGGAGGAGGACCCGAGGGAUUCACGGAGACGCGGCGAUGAUGAGGGGAGACGGAGACGCAGAGAUAGGUCUUCGGAUCGCUCCGGGAGAGGUGGCGACCGCGACCGGCAUAGGGAUAGCGGAAGGGAUAGUGGCCGCGACCGGGACCGGGACCGGGACAGUGGCCGAGACCGAGAACGCGACCGGGACCGCGACCGGGACCGCGACCGUGACCGUGAUCGCAGACGGGGUGGUGAUAGCGAUCGCAGACGGCGCAGUAAGGAGCGGGAAUCUGGCUCCAGCAGGCGCGAUAGACGAUAG